AUGUCUGUCGCCAAACGUGUAGCCGAAGAGUACGGUUGCCGUUUAGGGCAAGAAAUCGGGUAUACCAUCCGAUUCGAAGACUGCACGAGUCCUGAGACUCGAAUCAAGUACAUGACGGACGGUAUGCUUCUGAAGGAGUGUCUCGUCGAUCCCGAUAUGAAACAAUACGCCGUCAUUAUGUUAGACGAAGCGCACGAGCGGACCAUUAGUACCGACGUUUUGUUUGGUCUCCUGAAGAAUACAGUGAAGAGGAGACCAGAAAUGAAGCUAAUCGUGACGUCUGCCACUCUCGAUGCCGUCAAGUUCUCGCAGUAUUUCUUCGAAGCGCCCAUUUUUACGAUCCCCGGCCGCACUUUCCCCGUAGAGAUCAUGUACACCAAAGAACCCGAAACUGAUUAUUUGGACGCUUCACUCAUUACUGUUAUGCAAAUCCAUUUGACUGAACCGCCCGGAGAUAUACUCCUCUUCCUGACGGGUCAGGAGGAGAUCGACACGGCCUGUUCCCGAAUUGNCGAAACUGAUUAUUUGGACGCUUCACUCAUUACUGUUAUGCAAAUCCAUUUGACUGAACCGCCCGGAGAUAUACUCCUCUUCCUGACGGGUCAGGAGGAGAUCGACACGGCCUGUGAGAUACUGUACGAGAGAAUGAAGUGUUUGGGUCCAGAGGUUCCCGAAUUGGUUAUUCUUCCGGUGUAUUCAGCCCUUCCCAGCGAAAUGCAGACCCGGAUCUUCGAGCCCACUCCUCCCGGCUCUCGAAAAGUGGUAAUCGCGACCAAUAUCGCAGAGACUUCGCUCACAAUCGAUGGCAUCUAUUAUGUGGUCGAUCCGGGAUUUGUUAAGCAAAACGUCUAUAACUCUAAGACGGGAAUGGACUCACUUAUAGUGACGCCUAUAUCUCAGGCACAGGCGAAGCAACGAGCUGGUCGUGCGGGUCGUACUGGUCCGGGAAAGUGCUAUCGAUUAUAUACAGAGCGCGCCUAUAGGGACGAGAUGUUGACGACACCCGUCCCAGAGAUCCAGAGAACAAAUUUAGCCGAAACUGUGCUUCAAUUGAAAGCCAUGGGAAUCAACGACUUGCUGUCGUUUGACUUCAUGGACGCACCGCCCACUGAGACCCUGAUCAUGGCGUUGGAACAGUUGCACUCUCUGAGCGCACUCGAUGACGAGGGACUGCUCACCCGAUUGGGGCGACGAAUGGCUGAGUUCCCACUGGAGCCGAGACUCUGCAAAAUGUUGAUAAUGUCUGUGAAUCUGGGCUGCAGUGACGAGAUCCUGAUGAGUCAAGUGAUCGCCUUCUAG
This is a messenger RNA of Oppiella nova, 1299 nucleotides long. NCBI's taxonomy places the organism in Eukaryota, Metazoa, Arthropoda, Arachnida, Sarcoptiformes, Oppiidae. The record is from the annotation of a GenBank genome assembly.